AUGACCAACUUAUCGUCCAACAACGGCAAGAACACAGCCGGAGGCCAGCUCGGCGACGCCACCAACUUCGUCACAUCAACCCUGGGAAACACCGUGGGAGCCGUUGGGAGAACCGUCGGCAAUGUCACAGGCGCUGCCACCCGAGGCGUUGGAGACACUGUAACGGCUGUCACUGGUGGCUACGGCAAGCCCGUUGGCAACGCUGUCGGUGAACUCGGAACUGGCGUGCAAAAUGGCCUCGGAGACGUCAGCAAGGGGGUAGAGAAUGCUGGAAACUGGAAGAACAAAUAA
Messenger RNA from Clonostachys rhizophaga, 291 nucleotides. NCBI's taxonomy places the organism in Eukaryota, Fungi, Ascomycota, Sordariomycetes, Hypocreales, Bionectriaceae. The record is from the annotation of a GenBank genome assembly.